Molecule: messenger RNA, 486 nt
Organism: Anisakis simplex (herring worm)
Lineage: Eukaryota; Metazoa; Nematoda; Chromadorea; Rhabditida; Anisakidae
Source: the annotation of a GenBank genome assembly
AUGUUGGUGAUACUAUUUGCAGUUCCAUGGUUGCUGCUGCACGGAGCAUUCGCUAAAUCCAAACAGCGCAGGCGAAGCGUUUACCGGAUGGAGCUGAUGAAAAAGCCAUUGUUCAACUCCAAUGAUGUCGAACUAUACGAUGUUUUGAAUCAGUUUGGUGAAGAUGCUCAUGCAGCUGAAGUGUUCGCCAAUCGGCAUAAAGUGCGAUCAGCUGAGAUCAACUUGCAGAUUAACGCAAAAGAAGCACUGCCGUUGUCUCGUUCAUGUUUUUUCAGUCCAGUGCAAUGUUUGCUAAGAACAGCUCGUCAUCAGAAAUUAUUGAACAGCAUUCAUUAUGAUGAGUAUAGCCCGCCGAUAUCUGGAAAACCGACGGUGAGUAAGGGAUUAGCAAAGUCGCAAAAGGCAGUAGCGAAUGAUCAGAUGUAUAACUCGAUGAAAGAAUUGAUCAAAUCAGUUUUAUACGGCGUUGUUGACCGAAAAUUGUAA